GGCCAGCUGGCCCGGCCGUCAUUGUUGGGAAAGCCGGCCAGGUUCUCGUUGAGUUUACCUUUGCACAGCCAGCAGCACGUCACCGUUUUCUUCCCGAACUCAGUUUUCACCCCUCCAAACAUCUCUUCCGCAACACCCUCUCAUGCACCCGCGCAUGGAGCUCUAAUCUGCCAGCAAAGACGAUGGCUCCGCGCAAGCGACAGCGGCCAAAUCCACAGGUGCUGCGAUCGGAAUCCUCAGCGGCACAAUCACAGGAACGCUCCACUGCAGCCGACGCGACGAGUACCUCGGGACAAAUCGCAGCCAACGACCGACAAAUGCCGUUCAAAGCCCCCUCCAACGGCAGCAUCAGAACACUUCCUAGCACGCUGAACUCACCAUCGAUUCGAAAGUCCCAGAGUUGGUACGGCUCUUGGCAACGCCCUGCUAAAGCUACAGCAUCUACGUCAUUGGCUCGUGAAAAUAUACUUGGCGAUACGUUUCGCCCACCAGCUGCUGAGAUUGUCCGAUUUGAUUCGAAAGCUUCCGAGACUGCUAGCGUUCGAAGUGCAGCUGGCAGCCUUGCAGCACAGUCUCUACAACCACUGAACGGGACCCCGGACAAACUAGUAGACGAACCACCGAAGCUACUCGCAGAAUCAGAACCAGAACAACCAAAGAUACUGGAAGAGGCAGCGGCUGAACCAAGUGUUGGUACACAGACACUAGUGACAGAAACUCCAAAGGCAGAAGGAGUACCUCCAUCUACACCACAGCCGUCAAAUCAGGCGUCAGGCUGGACAGGCUGGUUCUCCAAGACCCCUACGGUGGCACCGACAACAAGCAAAUCUACCGAGGCUGAAGAGCCCUCGAAGCCUGUAGAAGAAACGACUCAGCCACCGGAACCUGUUGCACCUACGCCUGCUGCAGCGACGACCACUGAGUUGCCAUCGAACCCAGUCACCAUCCCAGAGAGUACGACAUCACGUCCUACUUCGUGGUUCGGCUUCUGGCCAGGAACACCUUCUAGUGCUGCAGAUAUGAAAUCAGCAUCAGAAAAGGACCAGAAACCAGAUGGGUCUAGCAAUGCACCUGAGGCGGAGGAUGUGGUAAUGAAGGAUGCUCCUGAACCAGGUGCAGAAGCAGUUACAGAAGAAACGAAACCCCUACCUCCUCCGAAGGCGGGCUCUACAUGGGCCUUUUGGUCAAGAGAGGCCCCCAAAGCACAAGGAGAUGUACCACCGAAUGAAGCUGGUGAAAUUGCUGUCAUUGGACAAGGCUCUGAGAGCCACCCCGAGCCCAUGGCUGAAAACUCAGUUUCCGGUGAUGCUUCGAAAUCUAAGACGCCUGCGAAACAAAAUGACACCCAAGCAACGUCGAAGAAGAACAAGCGAAGCAGACCUGCCUCUAUCGGCGAUUCACAGCCAGGAUCUGGAACCUCUACGCCUACCAAAGAACAGUCUAAAGCACCGGCAACACCCAAAGAUGUAGCCAAGACGCCGACGGUAACAUCAACACCGAAAGGCCAAAAUUCAGCUGAGAGUGAGCAGGCGUCUACGUCGCGGCCAAACUUGCUGCUCCCCUCGUUUACUAGUACAUACCGUAUGAAGGAGAACCCCUCCAUUCUACAACAACUGUCGGCCUUUCUGCUUCGCACAUCGCAACCGCCCUCCAACCAUGUAUUCAAAGCACAAGAAACGCCCAAGAUCAAGAAGGCCAUUGCUAUUGGUGUCCAUGGGCUAAUGCCUGCGGCUUACUUGCGGCCAAUGAUUGGUCAACCCACAGGUACAUCGCUACGUUUUGCGGGCUUGUGCUCCGAUGCCAUCCGUAAGUGGGCGGAUGCUAACGGAUGCUCGGGCUGCGAGAUUGAGAAAGUGGCACUGGAAGGAGAAGGGCGUAUCAAUGAGAGAGUUGAGAACCUGUGGACUCUGCUGCUCAACUGGAUUGACCAUAUUCGCAAGGCUGACCUUGUCAUUAUGGCAUGCCACUCACAGGGUGUCCCCGUCAGCAUCAUGCUGCUGGAAAAGCUGAUUGAUCUUGGUAUCAUCACCAAAGCCAAAAUUGGAGUAUGCGCCAUGGCUGGUGUAUCUCUUGGUCCGUUUCCCGACUACAAGUCGUCCCUGCUUAUAGGUUCGGUGCCGGAGCUGUGGGACUUUGGUAACCCGCAAAGUGCGAAUGCGCAGCGCUUUGAAAAGUCACUGAAAAGAGUUCUUGACUACGGCGCUAGAAUCACAUUUAUCGGAAGCAUUGAUGACCAGGUCGUUCCCAUGGAGUCUGCUGUCUAUUCUCCCGCUUCACACCCGUACAUCUACCGCGCCGUCUUUAUUGACGGACGCGUACACGCACCAGACUUUAUCGCCCAUCUGGUUGGGUUUGCCCUUAAGCUUCGCAACCUUGGAGUCUCAGACCAUGGCCUGAUCCGCGAACUCUCCGUUGCCCUCGCUGGCUCUCUCUACUCGGGCGAAGGCCACUCGCGGCUGUACUUUGACAGCGCUGUCUACGACCUCGCCAUUACACACACGCUUGAAACCACGGAUAUCUCGCAACCGACCCCCUGUGAGAUCCGCCACCACGCCCCAUCGACCUCAGUAGCACCAGGUGCUCUCCCUCUUGCCUCGGCGAAUCCAUACUUCUUGCCGUGGACCAUGCGUGGUAUGCUAGAGGAGGACUUUGUCAAGACUGAGUUGAGCAGUGAGACUGAAGAGCUGCUACGGCAGUUUGACGACUGGAAGCCGACUAACAAGGCUCUCAAGGACGUCAAGUACCGUCUGGAAGCGGUGCGGUCCAAAUUAUAAUGUUGGCGAGGGGGCAUGAUUUCUACGAUGUCUUGUUUUAGGAUUGCGAUUACAGGAUAAGCACAAGCCUUUUUGUUUUUGGCGUUUCUUUGGAUUAUUAGAGUAGAUAUACAUACAUGAAUACACACACACACACAAUACAUGAACCUUGCUGCGUCUUAUGCACUAGUCGAUCUGUUAUUUCGAAUAAUCGUAAAGUAUGUAUGCAUUGUACAUGUCUAUUGAUACACGGGCGAUGCCCAAGGGGCGAGUUCCUAUAUUUCCCAUCAUUACACCCAGUUAGUUUACCUAGUUCAGCUGCUGUCUUCUUUAUGCACGCUUGCCGAGCUUCCAGCCAUCGAUGCGAUCCUGGAUCUGGUCCCAAGUCAUGGUAUGGCUAGUGAGGCCGUACGCCUGAGCCUCUUGGAGAACAAUGGUAGGCGCACCGCUGCCGCCGCCAAUGUUGUUGACACCGCCAUCGACAACCAUGCUAGCUACGCGGCGCAGAUCCGCCACCGUAAGCUCCUCGAUGCGGCGGCACAUGUCGCGCACGGGGAUCUUGCGGCCAUGGACCUGGACGCUGCGGCCGAGAUCCUCGAGCUCGACCAUACGGGACUCGAGGUUCAUGAGCAAGCUCGAGCGCAGCUGGUUCUUGGCGCGCGAGACCUCGCCCUCCUGCAGUCUAGAGAAGCCCGUCUCGAGGGUCAGCGCGCGCAGUUCCUGGCACAUGACGUCGAGCAUGGCGGACGUGUGGCCCGGCAGGCAGGACGCCGAGAUACCGAAGAGGCCGGAGUCGGUGUAGGAGUGGUUGAAUGCGACGCACGACUCGACCCAGCCGUGCUGGUUGAGUACGUUUGUAUAGAGGCGCGAGUACAUGCCCUUUCCGGGGCCGCCGGCUGAGAAGGAGCCGCCGCCGCCAAGCAGUGUCUGCAGCGUGGCGAGCGCGUAGAUGUCCUCCGAGGCGACGGGCAGGCCCUCAAAGGCAAGGUGGAUGUGCGUAAAGUUGGUCUUGUUGAGCGACGGGGGCUGCGGUGGCAGCGACAGGAAGCCGCCGGUGUAGACGGCGGGCUGGAGGGUUUCCGCGAGGGAUGGCGGCGUGGAGAGGACGGCGGCGUUGUGGGGAGCAGAGGUGGACAGGUUCUUGAAGAAGGGGACUUUGGUGAUGAGGCGCGAGGAGGAAGAGGAGAGGGAGGAUGUUUCUGAGUCGCUGGACGCAGCGCUGGUUUCUGAGCCACGGCGAGACGCAGGCCACGACGGCGCCUUCAUGUCGCCAAAGAACUGCUCCGCCAGACGCACAGCCUCUGCGUGCUCGACGCCCGCAAAGGCAACCACCGUGCGGUCCGGGCGGUAAAACAGGUCGCGGUACGUGAGCACCGUGUCGCGGUUAAUGCUGCCGAGUCUGUCCUCGGGACACAAGAGCGGAUUGCCCAGCGUGUUGUCCUUGAAGGCCGCGGUGUGUACCAGCUCGGGGAGGAUGAGCUCGGGCUUGCUCCAGAUUUCGGCAAUCUCGUAUCGCGCCGUCUCGAUCUGCUCGGCGACCUCGUCCUCUGUGAUCUUGGGCUCGCGGAUCGUCUCGGCAAGCAGCUCGACCGUCUGCGGGACGGCAUUGUUGAACGUGGCCGCCUGGUACAUCAUGGACUCGCGGGAGCUCGCGCACUGGAUGUUGCCGCCGAGCGCCUCGACCUGCUCGAGCAUCUCGUCGGCGGACCGCGACGCCGUCGACUUGAAUGCCAGACGGUCCAUGAUGUGCGAGACACCGCGGAUCGACUGGUUCUCGAAGCGCGAGC
[Torrubiella] hemipterigena is the source of this 4540-nucleotide messenger RNA. The record is from the annotation of a GenBank genome assembly. NCBI's taxonomy places the organism in Eukaryota, Fungi, Ascomycota, Sordariomycetes, Hypocreales, Clavicipitaceae.